AUGAAUAAUUGCUUUAGAGUUUGCUUUCACUUCAAAUCAAUUUUCUUGCUUUUUCUUUCGAGUCAAAGCUCAGUGGAUACAGUGGAGAAAUUGAAGUUAAUGUUUUUGAAUGAGAUCACAUCGUGUGGUCUUUUUCAAUUCUCGUAUUCAUUUUCUUUGUGGUCUCCGUUGAAAACGAUACAUUGUUGUCAAAUGGGUGAUUGCAAUCGAAUGAUUGAUGCGAUUUCGUGGGAUGAUGUUACCCUUUCUUUACACAAUGACACUGAUAAUGAUGUUCCAUAUGAUCCGGAUGAUCACCAUGGAAUGAAAGAUUCCUUUUUGCAGUCUCUAAUGAUGAUUCCAGAAGCUAGAAGAAAAGUCGACUCGGUUUUUCUCAUCACCGAUUAUGGAGUUGAUAUGAUGGAACAAGAAUAUCUCGAUCAGUUGUACCCAUUUAUUGGCAUGUUUCACAUAAUCGUUCUUGGCGGAAAUGUCGCAAAAUACUAUCCGAAUGCGAUCAUUGCUGAGGAUGCUCUCGAAUUGGUGAGAACAGUGCAGAUCCCGGCAAUGUGCGCUCCCCAUGAAUUGGGAGUGGUGACUGGUGGGAAUGUGAAUAUCUUUCAUCGAAGAGAACAUCCAACAACAACAACGACAAAGACUACUAAACUGCCUCUUCUUGUCACCAGCGCUCAUCCCGAAGCGAUCACUGAUCUUUGUCCAGAGUUGAGGAACGUCACUCUGAGUCCCGAGUUGCCAGUCGAUUUCCACGUUUUCGUGGCAUUCUCCGAGAAAAUGGGAUCAUCAGACGCGAUUUGUGUGCGCGAGAUGUUCCACCAAUUGCUCAACCUGGCACAUUUGGAAACGAAUUCCGGCACAAUCACAAUGCACGGCCCUCGAGCGCAAACUUUCGUCACAUGCGAGUGGGCGGACUACGAGAAAUGCCUUGAAGCAACCGAUAAACUGUCAAUGUCACUUGUUCAGGUGAGAACACCGGGCAUAAAUGAUGCGGAUCUUGAUUUCGCGCCUGAUGUUCUCAACUUUUUGCGUUCCGAAGCGAUCCGAGCCCAUGAGCAGAAAAGAAUCUUGAUCGUAAUCAUUUCGGAUUUUAUCUCAUUGGAGUUUCCAUUAAAUUCUUUAUUUUUCCAAGCGGCUAUGUCACAACAAAACAUCGAGUUGACAAUGGCUGUCGUGACUGAGUGGAAUCGAGUAACAAAGCAGGAUUUAUAUAAAUAUUAUGGAAAUUUGACUUCAACGAUCUAUGAGAUUCCGAGCUUUCAGAAUUUGUCGAUGUUGUUGGGAGUGUGGACACCAAUAAAGAGCACGUCAUCACCAACAACAACAACAGCCACUACCACCGCGAAUCCGACCAUCGAUGGAUCAACCACUCAAUUCAGCAAUAACUAUCCGACUCAACCAAAUUUUCAUAAGACUCAAAAAGUGCCACCGACAACGAUUUCGGAAACGACGAUUACCCCAACCAGCACACAUCAUUCAACCUCUUCAACUGCAAAUAACACAUCAUCAGAUGAACAAGACAAGCAUAAGCAUCCAAAGAUUCUCUACAUUCUCCUUGGAAGUAUUUGUGGAUUGGGAUUGAUAGUGCUUGGAUUGUAUCUAAUCUAUUUCAUCAUCAAGAAAAAUCGUUUCUUGAUUCGAGAGAACAAAAUGCUAACAUUACAGCACUCAUUGAGAUUGAGUGAUGAUGACGAGGAGGGGUAUCAAACAAAGAGCUCUUCUAUCACGGAAAUGCCAUUGGGAGUGAACUGGAUUCUCUCCGAGUUACAAAAAGAUCCAUGGGAAAUGGAUAGACAAAAGAUUAUUGUUGGGAGACAAGUGGGUAGAGGAACGAGUGGAGUCGUGUAUAAGGGUGCAUUAAUUGGUAAAUCUCCCGUCGAGGAAAUUCACAAGAAAUCGUUUUUCGCUUUUCAAUUUGACAAACAAGCUGUUGCCAUUAAAAUGAUGCCAUUGCAUUUUGAAGAAACAAAAAGACAUGCUUUCAUUGAGGAAAUCGAAAUAUUAAAGCAACUUUCCCCUCAUCCAAACAUUUGCGGUUUAUUGGGUUGUGUGAGCACAUUUGCUCCAUUAUGUAUGGUGAUCGAGUUUGCUGUUUACGGAGAUUUAAAGAGAUUUCUACAAACGAAGAAAAUCGUUGAGUGUCCAGGCACAGCUUGUGCCGUUCAUUCGGAUCAACCUUGUCUCAAGACGUUGAUCACUUUCUGCUGGCAGAUUGCUGAUGGAUUGAAAUUUCUCCAUUCUAAUCGACUUUUGCAUAGAGAUUUGGCAGCGAGGAAUAUUCUGUUGAAUCAGAGUGGAAACGUGCAAAUCUCCGAUUUCGGGCUGGCUGUUUGGAUCGAUCGACCCGAGAGAAAUAAAAUGAACCGUUUACCAAUCAAAUGGACAGCCAUUGAGACCCUUCGCUAUGGGGAAUUCUCAACCUUUUCCGACAUUUGGUGUUUGGGUGUGUGUUUAUGGGAGAUUCUCUCAAUGGGCAAAGAGCCGUAUUCACAUGUUUCGAACGAAGAAAUUCUCACGUAUUUGGCGUGCGGGAAACGGCUGAAACAUCCGAAAAAGUGCCCACAGCAAGUUUGGUCACUGCUUGAAUUGUGUUGGAGUGAGCAUCCGCGUGAUCGGCCGACCCUCGAUGCGUUACGUGCGGAUUUCGGACGAAUUUUGGAGGAUUUCACAGCCGGAUAUGGAUAUUUGGACUUACAGAAUGCUACUUUCAAUAACAUCACAUUCAAAGAGGAAAAGGCGAUCAUCGGAGUCACUUCAAUUCAUCCAUCUGGAACACACGAAAUCAUCGCUUCGCUUCUUCAACAUAAACCAUUGGAUGAGGACAAUCGUGUGGCUGCACCCGUCACC
Messenger RNA from Mesorhabditis belari, 2841 nucleotides. NCBI's taxonomy places the organism in Eukaryota, Metazoa, Nematoda, Chromadorea, Rhabditida, Rhabditidae. The record is from the annotation of a GenBank genome assembly.